ACCACAACCCGACGACCUGCACCGCCACCUCCAGCUCCAACCACUCGACCAGCUCCUUCCACAACUAGAGCUCCUCCUGCAACGACAACAACUCGCGCACCAGUACGUAGCAGCUCUCCCAAGCGCGGCACGAUGUCAAGCAAUAAUCCAAGAUCCGCUAGUAUCGGCCGAAGAGAUGUGGAGAGAGAAACUAGUCGUUUCUACAGAAGGACCAUGGACGGGACAUGCAACAAUCUCCAGCAUCCAUUGAGAGGAGCCGCCUAUCGCCCUUAUACUCGUCUUUUGCCAACUGUUUAUGACAAUGGCCUCUCGGAACCAGUCGGAUCAAUGAACCCCCAACUGCGCCCAUCUCCUCGAGCAAUCACUCGACAUCUCACGUCCUCUCAUGCCUCGGUUGUCUCUGAGGACUACAACGCUAUGGUUAUGCAGUUCGGACAGUUCAUUUCACAUGACAUGGCAAAGACCACAUUGGUACCGUCCGCCAAGUGCAACGUCUGUCAGAACAUCACAAGUCGUUGUAUGGCGGUGUCGAUCGCAAGCGACGACCCAAACGCU
This is a messenger RNA of Ostertagia ostertagi, 555 nucleotides long. The record is from the annotation of a GenBank genome assembly. Lineage: Eukaryota; Metazoa; Nematoda; Chromadorea; Rhabditida; Trichostrongylidae.